CAGCAGCGGAUCAGAGACCAGCACAGACAUAUAGCAGAGACACUGUCUACACAGGACCGAGGAGAUGGGAGACAGAGCGGGGACCAGAGUCUUUAAGAAGUCCAGCCCCAACAGCAAGCUCACAGUUUAUCUACCAAAGCGAGACUUUGUUGAUCACUUAAACCACGUAGAUCCAGUAGAUGGAGUGCUCCUUGUGGACCCAGAAUAUCUGAAAGAUCGAAAAGUGUUCGUAACUCUGACUUGUGCAUUUCGUUACGGUCGGGAGGACCUGGAUGUCCUGGGCCUUUCCUUCCGGAAGGAUCUGUACGUCAACACUGUCCAGGCCUUCCCUCCUCUGCAGGAGGAGAAGAAGCCUCUUAGCCACCUGCAGGAGAGGCUGCUGAAGAAGCUGGGUCAGCAUGCCUACCCCUUCAGCUUCACUAUCCCACAGAACCUGCCUUGCUCAGUGACCCUCCAGCCGGGUCCAGAAGACACUGGGAAGGCAUGUGGUGUGGACUAUGAGCUUCGAGCGUGCUGUGCCAAGACUGUGGAGGAGAAAAGCCACCAAAGGAACACAGUGCAUUUGGUGAUCAGGAAAGUUCAGUAUGCUCCAGAGAAGCCAGGUCCACAACCAAUGGCAGAGACCAGUCGCAGCUUCCUGAUGUCCGAUAGAGCUCUACACCUAGAGGCCUCACUGGAUAAGGAGCUGUACUACCAUGGUGAGCCCAUCAGUGUCAAUGUCCAGGUAACCAACAACUCCACCAAGACUGUCAAGCGGGUGAAGAUAUCAGUUCGUCAGUACGCUGAUAUCUGUCUUUUCUCCACGGCUCAGUAUAAGUGUCCGGUUGCCCAGGUUGAAGCAGAUGACCAGGUUUCUCCCAGCUCCACCUCUUGCCACAUCUAUACUCUGACCCCCAUGCUGGGUACCAACAGGGAAAAGAGAGGCCUGGCCCUGGAUGGAAAGCUAAAGCAUGAAGAUACCAAUCUGGCCUCCAGCACCAUUAUGAAAGAAGGGACCAGCAAGGAGAUGAUGGGCAUCUUGGUUUCCUACAGAGUCAAAGUCAAACUGGUGGUGUCUCUUGGAGGGGAUGUAGCAGUGGAACUCCCUUUUGUCCUCAUGCAUCCCAAACCUACAGACCAGCCCAGCUCCCAAGCACAGUCAAUUGCUCCAGAGGCUGAUGGUCCUGUGGACUCCAACCUCAUAGAGUUUGACAUGAAUACUUCUUCUCCGGUUGAUGACUUUGUGUUCGAAGACUUCGCUCGCCUGCGGUUAACAGGAAUGAAGGAUGAGAAGGAUGAGGGUGAGCCCUUUUGUUAGCUCCUCUUUCACCUGCCGGGUUACUUGUCUGAGUGGAAGCUCAUAGACAACCAACCCCAGAACCCAUGAAGAAGAUGAUGAGCAAACAGCCAGACAUGUAAAGACACCCUCCUGAAUCUCGCCACAUGCUUUUAAUCGAACCAUUUAUUUUGUAUGGGCUACUGGAUGUGCCUCUUAAAAGAGCAGUCAGCAAAUUAAGAAAUCUGCUGAUUGCAUGCUAGUGUAAAAACAGGGGAGAUGGUCACUGAACCAGGCCACUAUAGUGUGAACGUAGCUGGAGUUUAACUAAGUGAGAUUACAGUAGAAUGUUUUCGGUUGCUGCUUGACUCUUUUCAUUCUGCUGAUAUCAGUAUUAUUCAUACUGCUGUGAUUCAGGAUUUGUAUUUCUAGCAGAGGAAUAAAAGUAGUAUUUUCUAUCGAUGAUAGAUCAGUAGUUAUCUUCAGGUAUCAGUGAAAGUGUCCAGAGCAAUAACAGAGAGCUCUUCUUCCUUCCUCUUUAUAAUGACAUUUUUAUAUCUGGAGUGGAACAAGCUUGUAUGUAAGCUAUAGGAAUAGUGUGAACCAACAGUGAUGCCUAUGUUAUAAUCUUUUAACAUUGAACAGCUAGACAAUCAACCAUAACUUCACUGGACUUCUUCAACAGUGUCUUUUGUCUUGGUCUACACACAUCUUUUUGAGAUGUCAGUUAUCAUGAAAAAGAUGCAUCCUACAGUGUCUCAGUUCUCAUCAAGUCUUUCCUGAGUCACAGUCAGUAUCUCUAAACAGGCUCUUGUGUUUUUGAAGCUAUAAAGAUGAAUGAUUUUAGAAUAUGAAAAAGUCAGAUUUCUCCCCCCAUUGUUCCAUGCAGAUGUAAAUGCGAGCUGCGUAUGCUCUUUGUAUGUGUAAGCUACGAUAGCUAUAAAUCUUAAUCAAACCUGACAUGUAUAAAAUACUUUAAAUUCAACAUGGUUGUAUGAAAAUUUCACAAUACUAAAACAUAUUACAAGAGUUAAUCAAUGAAAUGUACAAAUAAUCAUCAAAUUUUGUAACUAAAAAUGUCUUUAUUUUGUUGUUGAUGUUCUUUCUGUUUGUGAAAAUAAACUUUUCCACCUGUCA
Molecule: messenger RNA, 2392 nt
Organism: Chelmon rostratus (copperband butterflyfish)
Lineage: Eukaryota; Metazoa; Chordata; Actinopteri; Chaetodontiformes; Chaetodontidae
Gene: arrb2b
Product: arrestin, beta 2b
Exons: 14
Coding region: 65-1297 (410 amino acids)
Biological process (GO): G protein-coupled receptor internalization; signal transduction; positive regulation of ERK1 and ERK2 cascade
Cellular component (GO): cytoplasm
Molecular function (GO): angiotensin receptor binding
Source: RefSeq, a predicted model, not a curated record